Helicoverpa zea (corn earworm) is the source of this 2225-nucleotide messenger RNA. RefSeq names its product mitochondrial potassium channel ATP-binding subunit. Gene Ontology annotation, molecular function: ATP binding; ATP hydrolysis activity; ABC-type oligopeptide transporter activity. Gene Ontology annotation, biological process: transmembrane transport. The record is from RefSeq and is a predicted model, not a curated record. The transcript has 14 exons. NCBI's taxonomy places the organism in Eukaryota, Metazoa, Arthropoda, Insecta, Lepidoptera, Noctuidae. The coding region runs from base 93 to 2195 and encodes 700 amino acids. Gene Ontology annotation, cellular component: membrane.
AGGAAAUAAUCUGCAUAAUCUUGAUAAUUAAGACUAAAAGAAUAUGUAAAUAAGUGAUAUUCAUAUAGAAUAUUAAAUUUAAUUUUAUAAAAAUGUGGCAGUUGAUGCAAAUGCACUCUUGCCAGCUCGUGAGACAGAGGUUACUAACAUCAAAGGCUAAUGUCUACUUUACAAAUAUAAUUAAAAACAAGCCUUCAAAUGUCGUUAAACGGUACUUUUCGGAGGUGAAACCAGCGGCAGAGAAAAAUGCUAAAUCUGAUUUAUUACUGCUCUGUAGUCCUUGGAAGUUGUGUACCGGGGUCAGUUUAGCACUCGGAGCUCGUUACUUUUUAAGUAAUGGCCCUGCAUAUUGUAAAGCUGUGGUGGGUCAUUCGAGGAUAAUACAAAGAAGGCCAAAUGUUGAUGAAGAUACUGCUAAGUUUGAUUGGGAGAAAUUUGUAUCGUAUCUACAGCCUCAUAAGUGGCUUUUAGUUGCUGCUGUUGCGUCAGCAUUAGUAGUGGCUUUCUUGAACGUGUACAUUCCAGCGAUAUUAGGAGAAGUGGUGAAUGUACUGGCUAAUCAACGUCAUAACCCAACGGCAGACUUCCUGGAUGAUAUCAGAAUACCUGCGCUUAAACUUAUUGGAUUGUAUAUGGGACAGGCUGUAUUUACAUUCCUGUACAUUCACUUACUAUCACAAAUCGGAGAGCGAGUCGCCUCUGAGAUGAAACAAGACUUAUUUGAGUCCAUUCUGAGGCAGGAUAUGGCAUUCUUCGACCAGGAGAGGACUGGGGAACUUGUUAAUAGGAUCACAGUUGAUGUACAAGAUUUCAAGAGUUCCUUCAAACAGACUAUUUCAGGUGGUCUAAGGGCCACUACACAGGUAGUGGGAUCCUCAGUGAGCCUUCUAGUCAUAUCCCCGCAGUUGACUGGACUCACUCUACUAUGUAUACCGUCAGUGGUCAUCGGUGGAACUUUCAUUGGUUCACUGCUUAGAAAGCUCUCUAGGGAAGCACAAACACAGAUAGAAAAAUCAACGUUAGUAGCAGAAGAAGCGAUAUCGAACAUGCGGACCGUCCGCGCGUUCGCGGGCGAAGAGAACGAGGCACAACUGUUCAAGCGAGAGAACAAGGCUGCUGCGGAACUCAGCAUGGAGCUAGGACUUGGCAUCGGGCUGUUCCAAGCAGGGACUAAUUUGUUCCUUAAUGGCAUGGUGCUAGGUACAAUGUUCAUGGGCGGGCAUUUAAUGUCGUCCGGCCAGAUGUCAGCGGGCGACGUGAUGGCCUUCCUGGUGAACGCUCAGACGGUACAGCGAUCCGUCGCUCAGCUGUCUCUGCUGUUUGGAGCCGUUGUGAAGGGCAUCAGUGCUGGAGGACGGGUGUUCGAGUACAUCAACAAGAAGCCGGUGAUGGACAAUUCUGGCACACACAUGAUCAAGUACCAUGAGUUCCAUGGUGAUAUAGAGUUCAAGGACGUCACCUUUGCGUACCCGACUCGACCAGAUGCGGUUGUAUUGAAGAACUUUAACCUAAAGAUCCCGGCUGGCAAGACUGUAGCUAUCGUUGGUACUUCUGGUAAUGGAAAGUCUACUAUCGCAGCGUUAUUAGAAAGGUUCUACGACGUAGACUCGGGUUCAGUAACGCUGGACGGUAUCGACGUCCGUCUGAUGUCGGGCUCGUGGCUGCGCGGACGGGCGCUCGGCCUCAUCGGGCAGGAGCCCGUGCUGUUCGCCACCAGCGUCAGGGAGAACAUACGGUACGGACGACCUGAUGCUAGCGAUGACGAGGUGUACCGAGCAGCUCAAACGGCGAACGCUCACGAUUUCAUCCUCAACUUCCCCGAGGGAUACGACACGCUCGUGGGGGAGCGAGGGAUGUCCCUCAGCGGGGGACAGAAGCAGAGGAUAGCCAUCGCCAGGGCCGUCAUCAAGAACCCUCCGGUUAUGAUACUUGAUGAGGCUACUAGUGCCCUAGACUCAGCUAGCGAGAAAGUAGUACAAACAGCGUUAGAGACGGCGGCUCGGGGCCGCACCGUGCUCGUCAUAGCGCAUCGACUGUCCACCGUCAUGCACGCUGACCUCAUAGUCGUGCUGAACAAGGGACAUAUUGUGGAGAUGGGUACCCACAGUCAGCUGAAGAAACAGAAAGGCUUUUAUUGGAACCUGAUAAAGCAGCAAGAUCAAGACGCCGCAUCCGAAACAGCUUACGCGUUAUGAAAUUUGAAAUAUUUAUUUAUAUGAAAAUUA